Bathycoccus prasinos is the source of this 813-nucleotide messenger RNA. RefSeq lists its product with no specific name. The coding region runs from base 1 to 813 and encodes 270 amino acids. NCBI's taxonomy places the organism in Eukaryota, Viridiplantae, Chlorophyta, Mamiellophyceae, Mamiellales, Bathycoccaceae. The record is from RefSeq and is a predicted model, not a curated record. The transcript has a single exon.
AUGACCGCAGAAGAAGAAGAAGAAGAAAAAGAAGAAGAGUGGACGACUCUGAAACACCGACACGAAACGAACGUUCCUCCAUCUCUCUCCUCCUAUGAAGAAGAAGAAGAAGAUGGAACAACGUGCGUUUCGUCCGUGUCCGAAGCCAUCGAUAUCGCUUUGCGUGCUUUCGAAUCUCGAGCGGAGAUGUACUCUCGAGUGAAACGUGCUCACGGGGACGUUUUAGAACGUGUACGCCGAGGAGAGCGAGGAGAGUCGUCGUCGUCCGUCGCUUUUGUGGAAUACGAGAAAUCGUUAGCCGCGUUUGCUUCGGACAUGAACGAGCUGAACGGGAAGUUGAAGCACGUUUUGCAAUAUCUCGCUCGAGAAGAAGAAGAAGAAGAAAAAGAAGAAGAGGACGAAAAGCGAGUGUGUUUUCAGCUCUUAAAAUCGGUUCAAGAACAAGAGAAGGAGAAGUUACGACUGACGACGGUGGAGAUGGCGUUGAAGACUCACUACGAGAUGAAGAAUUGGUCGUGGCAACAGGACGGGUACGUGGAAGAGGAAGAAGAGCGGGAGGAACGAGAAGAGGAGAAAGAAAACGCCUCGUCGGCUUCGGCGUUGAAGCCGUCGUGGGCGACGUACGUCGACGGCGAGAAGAACGACGCGUACGAAGGGCAAAGGAAGUGCUGCGAAGAAGCUCCGGAGCCAACAAAGAUUGAGUUUGAAAACGCGAUGAAAGAAACGACUGUAGGAUUGGAAAAUUGUAUACAAACGAUCAACGACGCGAGAGAGGAGUUGUUGGAAAUUAAAGCGUCUUUCUUGUCUCUUUGA